This is a messenger RNA of Trichosurus vulpecula (common brushtail), 5703 nucleotides long. It is a transcript of the gene EGLN3, whose product is annotated as egl-9 family hypoxia inducible factor 3. Gene Ontology annotation, molecular function: peptidyl-proline 4-dioxygenase activity; L-ascorbic acid binding; ferrous iron binding. Gene Ontology annotation, biological process: cellular response to hypoxia; peptidyl-proline hydroxylation to 4-hydroxy-L-proline. NCBI's taxonomy places the organism in Eukaryota, Metazoa, Chordata, Mammalia, Diprotodontia, Phalangeridae. The transcript is spliced from 5 exons. The record is from RefSeq and is a predicted model, not a curated record. Bases 346 to 1065 code for a protein of 239 amino acids. Gene Ontology annotation, cellular component: cytoplasm; nucleus.
CUCCGCCAGUCACUUACGCUCGCGCUCCAAAAAGGGGGUCCCUCCAACUCUGUACGCUGGGCCCGUCCAGUGCUGGGUCGAUGAGCCCAGCGCAAACUCGUUUGGAGCUCGGACGGUGCUUUUGUUAAGUGGACUCCACUCAAAGAGUUGUGGGCUGUUUACCCUGGUUCCAUCUCUCUCGCAGCUGCUGGUGCGGCGCCGCGCCCCCACCCCCGACCUCUAGGGGCUGGAGCCCUGGCACCCCGGGGGCCUCAGGCUGGGUGUCUGUCUCCAAAAGUUGCUCACACGCCGCCUCCAGUCCCGCACGCUGGGGCCGCCGAGGCUCCUCUCCACUCGGGAGUCGCGAUGCCCCUGGGACACAUCAUGCACCUGGAUCUGGAGAAGAUCGCCCUCGAGUACAUCGUGCCCUGCCUGCAUGACAUCGGCUUCUGCUACCUGGACAAUUUCCUGGGCGAGGUGGUAGGCGACUGCGUUCUGGAGCGCGUGAAGCAACUGCACUGUAACGGGGACCUGCAGGACGGGCAGCUGGCUGGACCCCGCUCCGGGAUCUCCAAGAGGCACUUGCGGGGAGAUCAGAUAACCUGGAUCGGGGGCAACGAGGAAGGCUGCGAAGCCAUCAACUUCCUCUUGUCCCUGAUCGACCGGCUGGUUUUGUACUGUGGAAGCCGCCUGGGCAAAUACUAUGUCAAAGAAAGGUCCAAGGCAAUGGUGGCUUGCUAUCCUGGGAAUGGGACCGGUUAUGUUCGACAUGUAGACAAUCCCAAUGGAGACGGACGCUGUAUCACCUGCAUCUACUAUCUGAACAAGAACUGGGAUUCCAAGCUGCAUGGUGGGAUUCUUCGGAUAUUCCCAGAAGGAAAGUCCUUUAUAGCAGAUGUGGAACCUAUUUUUGACAGGCUACUCUUCUUCUGGUCAGAUCGUAGGAACCCACAUGAAGUACAGCCUUCCUAUGCUACAAGAUAUGCUAUGACUGUUUGGUACUUUGAUGCAGAGGAAAGGGCAGAAGCCAAAAAGAAAUUCAGGAAUUUAACUGGGAAGACAGAAACCUCCCCAAGUGAGGACUGACGUGGAGAUUGGUUGGCACUGUUCUUUUCAGAAACACUGUCUCUGAACUGUCUGCAAGCAACAAGAUCCAAAGAUGACCUCUUCGUUGACUUGGGGGAAGGACACUCUUUCCCACAUGCUAGAGAUGCACCGUUCAUGUCUCUCAUCUUGCCUGUGGUACUCAGCAUUCUUCUGCCAGGACUCUAUUCAUCACCAGACACUCUCUGUGACUUUGGAAGAACUUGAAGAUUUGCCUACUCCAGAAAUACCGUGGGGCAAUGACCCAUUGAACAAGUUUAGCAGAUGACUUUUUGGCUACAUCAGUUGUAAAGAUGAUGAACAUGGAAACAUAGGGGAGGGAACAAAUCUUAUUUGCACUUUAUGUAAACUUUUCGGAUUGAAAGAAAGCUUUGCCAAGAAAUGCUGCCUCUGGAAGCAACGUGAGAGGUUGGCUUAAGGAAAGCGUUUAGGGUUCCUAGUGCGCCACUCAGCUAGACAUCAUUGGAUGGACUUUCUGUAGCAUUGGCUCAAGUGUGUGUUUUCGCCGUUUCUACAAAGGGCUGUCCUUGUCAUUGUAAUACUUUCACAUAUGGCUUGUUGUCUGAACACUUCUUAUUUUGUUCUUUCUUCCUGAUCUCGGAAGAAAGGCUUCUUGCCGCUGCUCAAGAUGGGUGAAAAUAUUAACCUUGUAUGAGAUAGAAGUACCGUUUACUUCCCUUUUUAUUUUUUUCCCUCAAGAGGUUGGUUCCCCAGGAGUCUAGCCAAGACUAAAAGUUCAGCAUUGUCUUACUGCUUCUUUAAUAAGGUAGAGUUGUGAAUCUAAGAGUAAAAAUCUUGUCUGGACCUUAGUAGCAAUCCAUAAUUAUGUUAAAAUGAAACCAGAUCUCUGGUUAACAGUACUUUUUUUGUAGUUAACAAAAAUUUUCUCUCCCCAUCUUCCCCUGUAUUCAUUAAAAAAAAAAGAAAAACAAAUACUUGUAUAACAUAUGCCUCAUCAAACAGAACAAACUGCUGCAUUGGUUAUGUCCAAAAUUAUAUUUCUCAUCCUUGAACCGUCAUUUCUCUGUCAAGAGGUUAGAUAGUAACAUGGUUCCAUUGGGCCUCAGACCAUAUGUGUCUCCACUGGGUUCUGGUGGGAAGGAGGUCUCAGAAAAAUUAGUAAUGUCUUCUCCUUUAAAAAAAUGAGGACACCUUCCUUUGAGAAAGUGGGGUGAAAAAUAAAGUCUAUAUUAAAAAAAAAUAGAAAUAAAAAAUUUAUGGAAGAAAAAAACCUACGUUGAGUCACUCAACUCUGUCUAUCUCUAUCAGCUUUCAUUCCCACAACCAGCAUUUUGGCUAGACCUUGCUACAUCAGUCUCACUCCUAUUGUCAGUAUUACAGGGGUCAUAUAUUUACCUAGGUGUAAUUGUGAAAUUGUGGGAAAAAAAAAAUUGUGUUCUCUAUGACUGUGCGAGGGAGCACUUUCCCUCAUCUUAAUAAUCCAUUUCCAACACCAUUGUGGCCUUUUUUCACCUUUCUUUGGGGUACCUUCUAGUAUUCCCUUUUGUAUCUUACUCGAAAUUGUUUAAUUUCCCUUCCCUUAACAGUGAAGAAGGAAAAUGGGAAACACUUUCAUUUUCUUUAGGUAGCCAUGUUGGAUUCCUUGGGGAAAAUCAUAAGUUUAACUUUGCCUUAAUUGAUGGUUGAAAAGCCUCAGACAAGUGUUGCCAUCUCCAUCUGGCCCCACAUCAAGCUUUUCUACAUAUAUCUUUGGACACAUAAAAAUGUGUCCCUUCCUUUCUUCUCCGUUUGUGUGUGUGUGUACCCAACUUUCUACUGUCAUACAUUUGUGAACCCAGGAGAUAAAUUCUAGAGUCCUUUUGGUGUCAUGAUUGGUUUGGUGAACAAAACUGAGCUGAUUAUUCACCAAAUGGUGGAGUGUUGUAGAACAUGCUGUUGGAAGUUGGAAGACAGACUCUACCUUGGAUCAUUAAGAAUAUAAACUUAGCUCUGAUGAAUGUAGCUUCAGUUGCACUGAGAAAGGAUCCUUGACAAUUAACUGAAAUAUCACAGUGAGAGAAAAAGGGGUGUACUAGCUACUCUGGCAACAAGCAGUAACUAUAUAUUUUGAAGUUGGCUGUUUUGCUUUGGGGUUUUUUUCCCCCUUCCUUUUCUUUUUGGGGGAUUUCAUCAGUAUAGAGAACUCCUAGUGAGGAAUUUCCUUUACCAAUGCAUCGGCAUUAUCUUUUGCAUCUUAUAACCUUGGUUGCCUGGGGAACCAAUAGGUUAAGCUGCUUUCCAGUGGUCACAAACUCCUCCAUUGGCUAUUCUGGAGGUAGCCCAAAAGCCUACAAAAUUCACUUAAAGCUUUUCCCCAGUCUUCCUCAUGUACACUAAUGGGUCAUCUGAUUACUGGGAAUAAAUGCAGAUUAAUUGAUCAAGUAGCAGGCUAUUAAAAUAGUACAGCCCUGGUACUGUGAGUUGUCUUUCAUUUUUUUUUUUGGCAAGUUUUUUUUUUUUUAAACUUGUCCAAGGUCUGAUUUUUCUUAUAUCCUACCUAAACCCUUGGGAGAAAGGUACUAUACAAUAAAUGUUCAAAAUAAUCUACUUUAUCCUUGGCUGAUUUGUUUGGCUGAAUUAUCCCCUUAGAAAUCAAGCCCAGAACAGGUUGAAGAUGAAACCAUAUACCCAGGGACCGUUUUUUGUUAUUCCCUUAGACCCUGUUGUUUGGGAAGGACUGCAAACUGCCAAGGGAAAGUCAUUUGUUGAGUAAUCAAAUCAAUUUCAUUUGUAUUCCUGGCAAUGGAAAUGUUAAGAGCCUUCCUAACCAUUACAUCAUCUAAAUAGUGCAGGGUCCUUAGCAGUAGAUUGAAUUUUGAUCCAAAGAUCCAAUUUCAUGAGAGUAAAAAGUCUUACCUCAGUUCAGUAAAUAGAUCUACAGUAGAGUAGUUAAUACCAAUUAAAUGCAGAGCUGUCUAAAUUAUGGAUCAUCUGUUUGAACCUGAUAUCUUUUCAUUUUUAAAUUACUCUGGCUUCUUAGUAGCAGAAUUGUCCUUAUUAUGGCUGAUCAUUUAGUCCUAAUAUUUCCUUUAAAAGAAGUAGUGAUGGGAAAUGCCCAUGUAGGGUCAAUAGUCUUUAUAAAAUAGCUUACAAAAUAUAGAGAUUUAAGGUGCUUUCUUUUCAAAUAUUUGCUUGGCCCCUGAAAUGGUCAGCUAUGGUGAGGAGACCCCAAAAUGGCCUUGGUUUCUUUAGUGUUAGAACUCUUGAGCUGACAGAGAGAAUGAUCAGCUAUGUAGCUUUAGAGAAUCUCAGCAUUAAAGAAAGACGAGUCUUAAAUAAUUACUUUAAAGACAGUAAUUGCCUGUCCUAUGCCCUCCUCAGUUUAAAAAACAGCUGACACAGUUAAAGAAUUUAUAAAAGAAUCUUUUAAACUCAUUCUACCAGCUCCAAAUGUGAAGGUCUGCAGCUAGUGUGAGCAGGGCAAAUGAUUCAUUUUUCCAGUAGUUGGAACAGGUUUAGGGUUAUCCAUCCAUCAAUUCUUAGCUGAUAAAUGGCCGGGAUUACUUUAGGGGAAUGCAGUAUUUUGCCAUAAGGCCAGCUUUAGUGAAGAGAAGAUGAAAGUUUUGCCCAGGUUCUCAAAUCUUAAAGCUGAAAGGGGGUACUCUUGAGAUAAUAUAGCUCAGUGUGCUCAUCGUCAAGUCGAGAAAAUGAACAGGAAGUUUUAAAAGGGUCCUUCUGACCCUUUGCUCUGUAUCUCUACACAACUUUAGAAUGACCAUUUUCAGUCAUUAUGAAAUAACAAGAAAUAUGGUUGUAUUUUAAAAGGCACCUGGGCUGUCUUUUCCUUGAAAUUAUCUUUUUAAGGCUGACUUUGGAACAUGGAUCUUGACCUGAGGUCCAUGAAUUUUUAAAAAGUAUUUUGAUAAUGAUUUCAAUAGAAUUGGUUUCCUUGGUAUUCCUAUGUAUUUUUAUUUGAUGCAUAUAAAAACAUUCUGAGACAAGUCCGUAUAGGCAUUGCCAGUCUGCCAAAGGGUUCCACAAGACCAUUACAUUAGAAUGAGGUCAUAUGCAUCUGUGUAUUAAGUAUUUCUACAUUUUGUAUGAACAACAAAAAACUGCAAAAUUUCUUUUUGUUUGUUUCCUGAGAAUUCCUCAGUGCUGCUGUUGAGUCAGAGAAAAUCUCAUCUUAAAAAAAUUAUAGUUUUAGAGUUUGAAAGAAAACUUAGAAGUUAUCUAGGUCACCGUUGCCGUUUCACCUAUAAAGAAACAGCCUCAGGGAGGUUAAAUGACUUCUCCACAGUCACACAAGCAGAGUUUGGGGUUCAGAUCCAGUUCCAAUGACUCCAAGCCCAGCAGGCUUUUUUUUAUUCAGCAUUUCAGCGUGUUUUCCUCAUGACAGCCUUUGGAGGGAAGUAAAUGUAGUUACAUUCUACAUUGCUAUAAGGCUAAGAGGGGUUGUGAUUUUUUUGCCCAAGUUCACACACUCACCAGUAAGCAACCCCCAUGCUUACCACAGUGUCUGGCACAUAUUAGGCACUGAAUCUCGAUUGAUUGAUGGAUUGAUGCUAAUCCAAUGAACUCUUAACUAUACUCCAUUUAAUUUGUUAAACUGUAGGAGACAGUGGAUAGAAUGCCUGGAGUCAGGAAGAUUCAUUUUCCUGAAGUUCCCUAGUUCAAAUU